Lactuca virosa is the source of this 433-nucleotide messenger RNA. The record is from the annotation of a GenBank genome assembly. NCBI's taxonomy places the organism in Eukaryota, Viridiplantae, Streptophyta, Magnoliopsida, Asterales, Asteraceae.
AUGAUUCACAAGAAAUCAAGAACGAAAACCAAUAGUUGGGUUAAAGCUUAUUCAUUCAUUUAUGUCGAUCUAUUAAACUCACAAGGCCACAGAUCUAUUAAGGGAGUUGGAGAAUACAGCAUGAAUCGAGAAUGCAAAAACGGAGCUACUAUCGUCAAAUCAAAGAGGAUUCAGAGGAAACGACCUAAAAUAAGGAUUUUUUUUCGAAUUGACAGUAUUUUCGAAAAUAAGGGCAAAGUUGGAAAUUCACUUAGAACUCUUGAGCGGGAAAACUGAAGCUGGAGUUGCUAAUGUAAUGCCACGUGGCCAUUUGGGUAUUGUUUGAUUAGAAGAGAAGAAUUAAUAAUUAUGUUAUCAAAAACAGUUCCUAAACCAAUUUAAAUGUUCAUAAACGGUCAUAAAUAUUAUUUUAUGAAAAUUUAAAUUAAUUUAU